GGUGCUCAGAAAAAUACCUUGAAUCGGCCUAGCUUGGUAAGAACAUGGGCUUUGGCAGCAGGAAGUUCAAAUACCUGCUCUACUCUUUAUUAUUAGUACUGUGAUCUUGGACAACCCACAUAGCCUUGCUAAGACCUGUUUUAUUUGUAAAACAUCUCUUGGAGUUGCUGUGAGGAUAAAAUGACAACAUAUAUAAAGAGCCAGGCUUCUUCUAGAAGAAUAUCCUUGGGUAGCAUGUACAUUUCCAUCCUUCCUUUUAGAGAGUGGGGGUAAUAGGAUACCCCCUCCUCCAGGGGUAUCCCCUCUUUCUAGGGACCUACCCAAGCUAGGCCUUUCUUCCAGUGAAACGUGCAUCCCGAGGGCUUCUAGGAUGAAGUAGUCAACUAGAAGGCACCAGCUCCUCCUUUUAUCUCUCCAGAGCUGGACAGUGCACCAGGGGCCAAUACUGGUUCCCCAGCGGGGAGACACCUUGGGCGGGGCUUUGCUCGCCGGAAGCACGCAGAGCGUGGGGAGGAGAGCCCCCUCUGCCUGUGUUUGUGCCAACAGCACCCGCGCUGCCGCGUCGGGUUCCGGCGGCCGCAGUCACACAUGAUGUCACAGACAAUGACACAAGCCGGUGUCUCAUUCCGACACAGCGCCCGAGCUGCACAAUGUCACACCCGGGUGCCAAACACUUGGCCCCGCGCGCCCCGGCCCUACGCCUCCUGCCGCCGCUCUCCGCGUCUCCGGGGGAGGUGGCCCGGUUCGGCCGGGCAGGGGGCUGGCGGGCGAGCCCCGCGGGCGGGCUGGCGAGCGGGUGAUGUCACGGGCAGCGCCAUUGAGACCCAGAGCAGCAGUUCUGAAGAGAUAGUGCCCAGCCCUCCCUCGCCGCCACCUCUACCCCGCAUCUACAAGCCUUGCUUUGUCUGUCAGGACAAGUCCUCAGGCUACCACUAUGGGGUCAGCGCCUGUGAGGGCUGCAAGGGCUUCUUCCGCCGCAGCAUCCAGAAGAACAUGGUGUACACGUGUCACCGGGACAAGAACUGCAUCAUCAACAAGGUGACCCGGAACCGCUGCCAGUACUGCCGACUGCAGAAGUGCUUCGAAGUGGGCAUGUCCAAGGAGUCUGUGAGAAACGACCGAAACAAGAAGAAGAAGGAGGUGCCCAAGCCCGAGUGCUCUGAGAGCUACACGCUGACGCCGGAGGUGGGGGAGCUCAUUGAGAAGGUGCGCAAAGCGCACCAGGAAACCUUCCCUGCCCUCUGCCAGCUGGGCAAAUACACUACGAACAACAGCUCAGAACAACGUGUCUCUCUGGACAUUGACCUCUGGGACAAGUUCAGUGAACUCUCCACCAAGUGCAUCAUUAAGACUGUGGAGUUCGCCAAGCAGCUGCCCGGCUUCACCACCCUCACCAUCGCCGACCAGAUCACCCUCCUCAAGGCUGCCUGCCUGGACAUCCUGAUCCUGCGGAUCUGCACGCGGUACACGCCCGAGCAGGACACCAUGACCUUCUCGGACGGGCUGACCCUGAACCGGACCCAGAUGCACAACGCUGGCUUCGGCCCCCUCACCGACCUGGUCUUUGCCUUCGCCAACCAGCUGCUGCCCCUGGAGAUGGAUGAUGCGGAGACCGGGCUGCUCAGCGCCAUCUGUCUCAUCUGCGGAGACCGUCAGGACCUGGAGCAGCCGGACCGGGUGGACAUGCUGCAGGAGCCGCUGCUGGAGGCGCUAAAGGUCUACGUGCGGAAGCGGAGGCCCAGCCGCCCCCACAUGUUCCCCAAGAUGCUAAUGAAGAUCACUGACCUGCGAAGCAUCAGCGCCAAGGGGGCUGAGCGGGUGAUCACGCUGAAGAUGGAGAUCCCGGGCUCCAUGCCGCCUCUCAUCCAGGAAAUGCUGGAGAACUCAGAGGGCCUGGACACUCUGAGUGGACAGCCGGGGGGUGGGGGGCGGGAUGGGGGUGGCCUGGUCCCUCCGCCAGGCAGCUGUAGCCCCAGCCUCAGCCCCAGCUCCAACAGAAGCAGCCCGGCCACCCACUCCCCGUGACCGCCCACGCCACAUGGACACAGCCCUCGCCCUCCGCCCCGGCUUUUCUCUGCCUUUCUACCAACCAUGUGACCCCGCACCAGCCCUGCCCCCACCUGUCCUCCCGGGCAGUACUGGGGACCUUCCCUGGGGGACGGGGAGGGAGGAGGCAGCGACUCCUUGGACAGAGGCCUGGGCCCUCAGUGGACUGCCUGCUCCCACAGCCUGGGCUGACGUCAGAGGCCGAGGCCGGGAACUGAGUGAGGCCCCUGGUCCUGGGUCUCAGGAUGGGUCCUGGGGGCCUCGUGUUCAUCAAGACACCCCUCUGCCCAGCUCACCACAUCUUCAUCACCAGCAAACGCCAGGACUUGGCUCCCCCAUCCUCAGAACUCACAAGCCAUUGCUCCCCAGUUGGGGAACCUCAACCUCCCCCCUGCCUUGGUUGGUGACAGAGGGGGUGGGACAGGGGUGGGGGGUUCCCCCUGUACAUACCCUGCCGUACCAACUCCAGGUAUUCUCGCUGGUUUUGUUUUUAUUUUGAUUUUUUUGUUUUGAUUUUUUUUAAAUAAGAAUUUUCAUUUUAAGCACAUUUAUACUGAAGGAAUUUGUGCUGUGUAUUGGGGGGAGCUGGAUCCAGAGCUGGAGGGGGUGGGUCCGGGGGAGGGAGUGGCUCGGAAGGGGCCCCCACUCUCCUUUCAUGUCCCUGUGCCCCCCAGUUCUCCUCAGCCUUUUCCUCCUCAGUUUUCUCUUUAAAACUGUGAAGUACUAACUUUCCAAGGCCUGCCUUCCCCUCCCUCGCACUGGAGAAGCUGCCAGCCCCUUUCUCCCUCUGCCUGACCACUGGGUGUGGACAGUGUGGGGCAGCCCUGAAAGGACAGGCUCCUGGCCUUGGCACUUGCCUGCACCCACCAUGAACCAUGGAGCAGGGGCAGAGCAGGGGCCCCAGGACACAGAGUUUUCCCAGACCCAGCUCCUCGGCAGAGCUACCUCCCAUCAGGGCCCACAUCAUCUAGGCUCCCCAGCCCCCACUGUGAAGGGGCUGGCCAGGGGCUCGAGCUGCCCCCACCCCCGGCCUCAGCCACCAGCACCCCCAUAGGGCCCCCAGACACCACACACAUGCGCGUGCACACACACACACACACACUGGACAGUAGAUGGGCCGACACACACUUGGCCCGAGUUCCUCCAUUUCCCUGGCCUGCCCCCCCAACCCCAACCUUUCCCACUCCUGUGCCCCCUCCUUACCCCGCAGGACGGGCCUACAGGGGGGUCUCCCCUCACCCCUGCACCCCCAGCUGUGGGAGCUGGCUCUGCCCUGACCUCCACCAGGGUUUGGGGCCCCUUCCCCUGGAGCCCGUGGGUGCACCUGUUACUGUUGGGCUUUCCACUGAGAUCUACUGGAUAAAGAAUAAAGUUCUAUUUAUUCUA
Molecule: messenger RNA, 3432 nt
Organism: Symphalangus syndactylus (siamang)
Lineage: Eukaryota; Metazoa; Chordata; Mammalia; Primates; Hylobatidae
Gene: RARA
Product: retinoic acid receptor alpha
Biological process (GO): regulation of transcription by RNA polymerase II; cellular response to corticotropin-releasing hormone stimulus; retinoic acid receptor signaling pathway
Cellular component (GO): transcription regulator complex; nucleus
Molecular function (GO): zinc ion binding; nuclear glucocorticoid receptor binding; nuclear receptor activity
Source: RefSeq, a predicted model, not a curated record